Cladocopium goreaui is the source of this 3228-nucleotide messenger RNA. NCBI's taxonomy places the organism in Eukaryota, Dinophyceae, Suessiales, Symbiodiniaceae. The record is from the annotation of a GenBank genome assembly.
AUGGCUGUUGACCCAGAUGCUGCAGAUAGGGAGUUCAUUGCGCAGAAUAUGGAUUCUGACUUACAAUUCAUUUUGUUGGACUCUGGAGUUUCAGUCAGGCGACAAGCGGCGAUUGCACGUUGCUAUGGGUCAUUGCGUAAGUUCAAUGCAAUUGGUGAUGACAGGGCUCAGAUUCGCACUGCUUGCCUUCAUGACUUCGCAGUGGCACAAGACACUCCGGAGAACAGGGCUGAGGUGGCAUCCAUUGUGGCGGCUUGGGAGACGGCCAAGGAGUUUGUCUCUAAGGAGGUGGAGCUCAGGGCCGAGGCAAAAGUGUUGGGACAGCCGAGGAUCCUUCAAGCCCACGAAAGACAGGCUAUGAUAAAGGCUGUCGAAAGGGUGCAUGGUGCCUUGGGUGAGUCAGAGACGCCCAGUGCAGACUACUUGGCGUUGAAAGCCGAGGAGACUGAGUUGAACGAACCAACGGCGUCACCGCUGGAUGAAGUUAUCAGCAAGAAGGACACCUCGAGCUCUCAAAUCCAGUCCUCAUUGGAUUCCUCUGGGCAUUUGCGUGUUGUGAGGACGAAGAACAAGUCCCGUAUGCCUACAACGACAGAGGAGUACCGCAAGGUGAUGAAAGUUGAGAUGUAUUCCUGGCUUUGUAUGUCAGCAAGGUACCGUGCAAAAAAUUGGUUGCACGACUUGGAGGCGGCGGAUUUCAACAAGUUUGUUGACUACAUCCUUGGUGAGAGGGUGUUGGGGAUACAAGUGCCAUCACCUCAAGGCGAUGGAGCACAACAGAAGAUCAGACCGGAUUGGGCCAUUGUCCUUUCUUAUGAGCAUAAGCUGAGGAAGGAAGCAUUCAGGCUUGUUACAAAUGAGGGCUACACGCUUUCUCAGGCCUUGAAAUCGGUGAUUAGGGACGCUGAUUUGAAGGAGUCCUUUUUCACGACACCAACGGGCGUGAUCUUUGCUUUGCCUACAAUGGUGGCAGCUGUGAUGGAAAAUGCAACAGGGUCCAUCAGUGCAGAGUCAAAGGCACACCCUCACGAUGCCCCUCCACCUAAGGUGAAGGUGAUGUACCUAUUUGCCGGGAAAAGACGGCAGUCAGAUGUGGCUUCUUUCUUGCAAAAGGCACACGAUAGCGGCCACAUUUCUUUGACUCUGAAGGAGUUCGACCUGGAGCUUUCACCAGACCAUGAUUUGACCAACAAGGUUUUAUGGGAUGAAAUUCUGGCAGCCCUUGAAGAGGGACAGCAGAUGCUUUUUAGGCAGGGUGUGAUGGAGUCCAUCAGUGAUGUAAGGAUGGAGGCGUUCAAGCUGGUGACAGGCAAGUUGCAGGUGUCACCGUUUCCUGAAUCUUGCUUGGUGAAGGUGAGAGAGAGGGUGGCUGGCCUGCUACCUGAUUGCAAGGGUGCGUUGGUGCGAGACCCGGGGCAACCCUUUUUCUUGCGGCUGCUGUCACAGUGGUUGGAGAUGUUUGAGGACCCAGACUUCCGUUGCUUGGUGAACGAUACAGAAUCUUUUGCAACUGGCGUCAACCUUGGGGUGGACAUACCCCUGCCAAGAUCACCACAGGUUUUCCCCGAGAAGCUGAAGCACCGAAAACUUGACUCGACAGAUUUCAACCCGAUCGCUGAAAACUACCCUUCAGCUCAGAUUUCUAGCGAGGAGUUGGUUCAGAAGUUUCGAGAAGAAGAAUCUUUGGGUAGGAUGUUUCCAUCCAAGCUUGGCGUCCUGAAGGAGAAGUAUGGGGACAGGCUGAGAGUGGCUUCAAUGGCAGCCAUAGCAAAGCCCGAUGGGGGGGGGAGACCGCUCCACGAUGCAACGCACUCCGUGAUGGUCAACCACUCCAUCAAGUAUCAAGACCAGUUGCAGUGCCCAGGACCGGCAGAGGUAGCAUCAGUUGUUAGAGAAGCAGUGGAGACAAAGGAGGCGUGCUUUUGCGUUUCAGCAGACAUUAAGGCUGCUCAUCGUUUGGUGAAGGUGAGGGAGGAGGACUGGCCGUACAUGUGCUGCAGAGCAGAUUCCCAGAGCGAUACUGUCUGGGUAAAUAAGACAGGCACGUUUGGCGUAGCAAGUGCGCCGUACUGGUGGGCCAAGCUUUUUGCAUGCAUUGGCAGGUUUGUUGGACACAUAAUGCAGGCGACAGUUUUUUGGCACCUGGUUUACGUGGAUGAUUUGCAUGGAGCAUUCGCAGGGGCUCAGAAGUUUGAGAUGCUAUGGAUCUGGCUACUGGCGUUUGAGCUGGUGGGGACACCUUUUGGAUAUCAUAAGUUCAGGGGGGGCUUUGCCUCAGAGUUUGUGGGGUAUCAUUUGCGUUAUGACAGGAAUGAAGUUGGCAUUACAACUCGAAGGGGAUCUUGGCUGGUGGAUUGGAUCCAGAGUCUGGAGAAAAGGAAUUUUGUUGUGGCCGCACGUGAUUUCAGUGAAUUCCUGGGGAGGCUGGGGUUUGUGUCCCAGCUUUUGGUUUGGCUGAAGCCGCACCUUUCGCCACUUUUCGCUUGGAGUGCAGUGGCAUCUUCUGGACUGGUCGGCAAGUUGCCGGACACGGUCAUUUUGACUUUGAAGUACAUACAAAUGGAACUGUCGAACGAGUCGUUUAUGGUUUCUGCGCAAAGGCCCAAAGUGUUUGCAGAGGAACAGUCUCGUACCGAUGCCAAGUGCACUGACACCAAUGUGGUAUUGGGGGGCUGGGAGGUUUCCACGCGCAGAUGGUUUUCAUUGUCUCUUACAAGGGAGCAAGUCCCAUUUCUGUUUAAGCCGAACGGCGGGGGCGCACAGUGGGCGUCAACCUCCGCCGAGCUGCUGGCAUCAUUGGCGGCCCUGAGGGCGUUUGGUUGGCUUGAUGGCGGGAGGACAAGGCGUACAAUGCAAUUCUCCAUCUUUGCUGGAACGGAUAACAGGGCAAACGAUCUAUUGUCCAACAAACGCUCGACUACGAAAUGGCCAUUGAUGUUAGUCAACAUGGAGCUUUCUUCAUGUUUAGCCAAGUCAAGGCUUACACUGGAUUUGAGAUGGAGGCCUCGUGAGGAAAAUCAAGAAGCUGAUGAGCUGACAAAUGAGAUUUUCACAAGCUUCUCCAUGGACGAUCGUGUCCCCCUCACCCUGGCAGAUUUAUGCCUGGAUUUGGUGAACAGUCUCUGGCAAACAAAGUUGCAGUUUGACCUGAUGAGAGAAGAUGCCAAGCGGCAUGCGGAAGGGAGCCCUCAGGGAAAGAAGAGGAAGCGCGAUAAAACACCAUGGUGA